Messenger RNA from Symbiodinium natans, 5316 nucleotides. Lineage: Eukaryota; Dinophyceae; Suessiales; Symbiodiniaceae. The record is from the annotation of a GenBank genome assembly.
AUGAGCUUGGCGGCAAACAUGCUGCGUGUUUUCCAGGUCUCAGGGCAAGAGCUUGUCACGAUGCGAACGGAGGAGCUAGAUGACGUGCUGGCAUUGAAGCGACAUCUGCGCACUGUGUAUGGCUUCCCGGUCAGCAUUCAACAGCUCUUACAUCAUGGCAGCCACCUCAUUGACUCUUCUGACUUGACUCAACUGGAGAUGCCCAUGGACGUGCAAGUCGUGCUGUCGGGCCUCUCAAGUGUGGAGCAGAAGCGUGAGGCUUCCACCGAGUUGCUGGAGUAUGCCGCCACGCAAGGCCAUCUGCAAGUUGCCCGCUUUCUGCUCGAAGCAGGCGCCGACAAAGAUGUGCGAGACGUGCGAGAUGUGCACGACGGGCAUUAUGGCGAUACACCCCUAAUCUCCGCAUCUGUCAAUGGCCACGCUGAGGUUGUGGGCUUUCUGCUGGAGGCUGGCGCGGCCAAGAAUGUGCAGGGAUUUGGUGGCGCUACAGCCCUGUCGGCCGCAUCUCGUAAAGGUCACGUCAGAGUCGCAGGGCUGCUGCUGGAGUCGGGGGCCGACCCCAACAUUCAGGACCAGGUCGGCUCCACGGCCCUUCAUCAUGCAUCCGAUGCCGGCCACGCUGAGAUUGUGAGGUUGCUGGUUGAUGCUGAUGCCGACAAGGAUGCGCACGACAAGAACGCGGGCAACGCCGCCCUCAUCUUCACCUCCUCGUACAGCGGCGAGCUGGCUCCCUGGCACAAGAUCGGUGAGGAGCCGAAGUGUGCGAGGCGCUGCUUCAGCGGCACAGCGGUCGCCAAUGGUCAGGUGCUGCAGAGGCUGCUGCCGCCAGCUGUGCCGUUCGCUGUGUGGAUCUUGACAGAUGACCACGAUGCCAGCGGCAUUGCUGGUGGGCACUGCGCCAACUACGACUUCGAGCUUGAGCUAGGUCCGAUAGAGCCUUCUCGGCUGACCUCCGAGUUUCUGGGCCCACCAGCCUGGCUCUGCGAGGGUGGUGCCUGGCCAGCCCGGCUUGAGCAGCUCCCGUACGGAGCCGCCGGUACUGCCGACUCGGGGCGUCCGUCGGUGCUGCGGCAGCACAGCUUCGCCUUGCGGGAUGUCUUCGACCUCACCCGGCCGAGCCAAAGUGGCAUCUCGGGGGUUCACAGCCUGGAAAUUCAGGUCUCCGAGCCAUCCGACUUCCGACUGACAACGCACUUUCCCACGGUGCCGGCCAGGCCCCAACUUGCCAAAGGCCGCCAGGAGGAGGCCUGGCUCUCCUUGGGGCGGAGCACCGACGGCGAGGCCUUCAGCACGGUUCGCGUACCAGCGGCAGGUCGCGAGUUCCGCCACAGCAUCAGCGCAGAGCUGCAACCAGGUGAGUACACGGUUCUCUUCAUCAUGGAGAUGCCUGCAGGCGGGCUGCGCCCCUGCGCGUCAGUGUUGCUCAACUUAGCCCUGGAGCCCAAGACGGAGGAGUCGGGGUCCUGCCCUUCCUACGACCGGAAUGGCAUCCUCGACCUCCAGGCUAUGUCGGAACCGCUCCCGCUCUCAGCCUGGACUGAGCGCCCAAAGAGCUUCCAGGUGAUGCUUCCACGGCCGGAGGGAGGUGGCGAGGACGGAGAGGGUGACGCCAAAGGACUUCAGAUCAUCGCCCGGUCGUCGAUGAACAUCGGUGAGAUUGGCGCUGGCGGGCUUGUCGAUACGCCUCCUGUGCUGCUCCACGCGAAGGUCCUGUCGCCAUUUCUGCACGGAGAUCUUCAGAUCACCUUCUACGAGGACGGACAGCCCAUCGCUGAGCCAAGACCUUUGCCAGAUGGCAACGGCUAUGCCGCCAUGGUCGGCCCGGUUCGCGCAAAUGCAUUCUACGAGGUGGUGCUGCUGCAUGCGCCUAGAAAGCCAACCACCAGGUCCACGUGCGUGGACGUGUCGGUCGACCUUGCCUCCGUUUCGCUGACGCCGCCGUCACUCCAGGGCCGCUUCGUGGCGCCCCUACCAGGUGCCGACACUUGUUGGCUCUCCGGCCAGUUCCUGCCCUCCCAGAUCCGCGUCCGUGAGGGUGUGGCGACCGUGGUGGAGGGCGAGUACUUGCUGCCUCCGGCGGGCGGCAGCCACGCUAUCCAGAUUACUGGCGUAGCGUCUGACGUGAUCCUCAAAGCCACCGUCUCAUCGGCGGAUGCAGAGGUCCGCAUCGGGCAGGAGCCUCUGACCCUGGAUGGCCUCGGGGAAGACCGCUUCUUCGGCACUGGAGCACUCCGCACCGUCAGCGUCCGCGCUGCGCGUCUGGCCAGCGCGUCGACCAGCUGCCCACUGCUGAAGCUGCAUCUGGUUCUCACGACUGAGAAGUCAUUGCUGUCCUGCCCCAGCGCCGGGGCAACCCCCCUGCAGGAGCUUGCGAAGAGUUUGGCCGAGGCACUCACCGAGCAGCCGGCCGACAUGGCGACCCUGCGACAGCUGUCGGCCACACUGCCGGGCCAGGACUUCUCCGCUGCCUCGGCUCCGGUCACCGUGCUCGCGGCCAGCGCCGAGCUCCGCCUGGAGCUGAGCCUGGAGGCACCGUGGCUGCCGCUCGAGCUGCUGCUACUUCGCCAGGGGCAGGAGGAGAAGGCCUGGGCACGGGCACGCCCCAGCGGGCGACGGCUGGUGAUGCUGCUGCCCAAUCUUCCCAAGGGCCAGUAUCAGCUGAUGCUGAAGACCUGGAUGCCCAGCACUUCACUGCCCAGCCGCUGUGUGGAGCUUCUGGGCACGGCGGCGCUGCUUGCGCCUGGAGGAAGGGACACGUCGAACUAUCGGCAGGAGAUGCUGGACCUCCCCGAAAUCCUGGCGGUGGCGGCCCCGCCGGCGAAGCUGACUCCGGGCUGGUGGCAGGUCAUGGACCGCAUGCUCUUCUCGGAGAUUUUCGCCAUCCCGGCAGGUGGGGCAGCCACAUCUGCAGUGUCCCUCGAUGCCCCGGCCGUGCUCCGCAUUGUGGCGGAGCCCGCGGACAUCUUGGCACCGCGAAUGUCCAUCGAGGUUCAUCGAGGCCUCAUGGAAGUGAUGCCAAGUUCCAGCGCUGUGGGCCCUGGCGUGGUCUUCCAGCUCCAACCAGGUAGCUACGAGCUGAGAUUCCGGAGCACCGACAUAGAGGUUUGCCGAGGCUGCCCGCACGACGCGGUUCCGUUCUUCGUAACGAUCGGCCUCGGUGCCGCCGACGAUGCCGCAGGAAGCAGCGUGCACUGCGAUAGCGUGACGAGGAUGAUGGACCUCGGUUCCGACCUGAAGGCAGAGAACGCCUUUGAGUCGACGAACCACUUGAACAUCCGGGCGCUACCCUCCUCCAUGAAGCUGCCGGUGAAGGUGGGGCAGCCAUCUGUGGUUACCAUUGCGGCCUGGUCACCCUUCAUCGCCCACUACGUCCGUGUAGCGCUGGUCACGGAGGAGGGCCUCUGGGUCGGUGAGCAGCGGUGCAGGCGGAGCUCCUUGGAGAUCGAGCUGCCCCCAGGAGACUACCAGAUGAUCGUCGAGGAGCCAGCGCCCUUGGCGCCCAGCCCACAGGGGUGCAUGGCCAUGGGCGUGGCGGUUUCCUUGGCGCCGUUCACCUCCGUGGCGCGCUCCCUGCGCCCCGGUCAGGUGGCCAUGCACUCGGCGGCAGCCACCCUGCCCGCCUUCCUGGGACCCGGCCUGGGCCUCGGCGCGCGCUGCGACGGCCUCGGCGCUCUCCCCCUACCUCUCGACGUGAUUUCCACCACUGGCGGCUCCCUGGGCCUGGGCGGGCCCAUCGACGGCAGCGGGCGCCUCCUCAUCAGGCAGCGUGUGAUGCUGACAGACAUCCACGAUGGCCGGAAGAAGGUCUUUCUCCGGGUGCCGGCCUGGUCGCUGGUAAGGGUCGCUGUGGCUUCGGCAGAUGCAGAGUCCGUGGAGGUGGUGUUGGAGGACAGCGGCCACCAGCCCAUCAUCCCAGCGGACACGCACAUACUGGGUGCUGCCGGUGGCCGUGCAGCGAGUUACUCCUUGGAGGGUGGCGGAAGCUUGUGGCUCUCCUUCCACAGGGAGCAUCGCAUUGCUGCCGGCGCAGGGUGCGCAUCCUUUGACUGGAUGUUGCAAGUGAUGCCGAGCGGGGAUACCACCGCCAUGAGCGACUGUGGGCCAGAGUCGAGCUCCCUGGAGGACCUCGCGGCCAAGGCCGUGUCCUCCUUCGGGACCAGCGCUGUGGCUGCGGCGGAUGGCCGCGUGCAGACAGGGCAGCCCGGGGGGACCAGCGCCUCGCUACCUCUGAGCUUGGCCGAGUCGGCACUGGUGGAGGUCGAGGUUCAGUUCAACUUCCUGCUCUCCAACAUCCAUCUUUGGCUUGAAGUCAGCGCUGGGGCAUCGGGAGGUCCAGUCGAGGCUGCUGGCCCAGCUAUUGCCGCCCACGGAGUCGCCAGCGCCGCACGGAACGCCCAGGCUGUACUGCAGCUCCGCUUAGCCGCAGGUCAGCAUGCUGUUCGCAUCCGUCACGACGAUGCAAUCGGCAACAAGGCCUUCGCACGAACCCGGCGCUGCGUGCCCCUCGGUCUUCGCCUCCGGCGUGUCUCCCUGCUGAGCCCGAAACCUGUUGUGGGGCCUUUCCUGGCCGCCCCGCUGGCAUCUGGCGCAGACCUCGUCCUGAGCAUCACGACACCCACGGGCGACGGGGAACCGGCGCUGCCCAGUCUGGUGGGGUUGCCUCCCACCGCAACCUCGGCGGCGAAGGGUGCGGCCGUGGGAGGCCUGGUUGCGGCCUGGUCGGGCUCCACCCUCAGCACCGCAGCCCUCGCUGGCGAGGGCCGCGCAGUGGAGCCGGCUCCCGGCACUGGCAGCCGCCUCUGGGCGCUGCCCCUGCACUUUGAGGGCCAGGGCGAGGCUGGUGAGGUGUGGAUAGCUUUGGACCGAAGCGGAACAGGUACUCCUUGGUCAGGGCAGACGCCACCGGCUCUGACUGGCCCUCCACGCCUGUGGCCCCCCUCCGUCGAGCCCGCACGGUCAGCGCUGCGCAGGGAGGUGGCGGGGUUGAUCCCUCUGAGCGAAGAGCUGGAAAAGGAGAGCGCUCACCGCCACCAGCAGGCUUCAGAGAGCGUUCUCUCCACUCGCCUGAUUUUCUGGCUCGUGGUGCUGGCAGCAUUGGCAUACUAUCUCUACACCUCCCGGCCAGCGUGGUUUGUGAACCUAACGCAAGAGCUGGGCGGCCUCGUAGAACGCCAGCACCAGAAGUUCACAAGCGGCCGAGAGUUCGCGGUGUCGGAGAUGGGUUCGAUGGUGGAGUUCACUUCCGCCUUCACCCGGCGUCGGGAGGAGGCGCAGCCGCGAUCCGCGGCGCGCAUGUAUGGUACGUUGGACCUGUGA